AUGCCCUCGAAACGACACCAACCGACGCUCUUCACGCACCCAGAAAAUGACGCGGAUGACGAAGACGAGGAGUCCUGGCAGUCUGGCUCGCGCUCGCAUACAUACUCCACCAACUCCGGGAGCCUCAAGAGCAGGCCGAAGUCCAACAGGUCGCGUUCUUCGUUCUCCCCAAACUCGUCCAACGUGAACAUGCCGUCUACGUCCUCGAAUUAUACCCCUCCAUCCGCCCCACACUCCAACUACACCAACAUCUACAACCAGUUCGUGCGGCGAUACCGCAACAGCCGAAUGCCGACAGACGACCCCCGAGACGACCCGGAGAUGCAUUAUUACAACCGCGGCUUCGCGCAGCUGCUCGACGGGCCGGAUAGCGAUGACGACGACGCGCGCGGCGCGGCAGGAGCCAACGAACCGUACGACCGCAUUUCAUCCCUCAUGCUCGACUCGGAGCCGAUUGAGCCACAGUCCCUCGAGGAACGCGAGCGGCUGGAGUGGCAGACGAUGCUCGCGUCCGUCCUCGCCGGGGACGUCCUCAAGGCGGAGAACACGCGGAUAUCCGUAGCGCUCCAGUCCUCGACCCUCGUGGAGCACAACACCCGCACCGAGAUCUGGCUCGGCAUCCGCGCGCGCCUGCACGGGCACACCAUCGACGAGGAGCGGCGGCGGCUGGAGGAGCGCCGCCUGCGCAUGGUGGACUCGGUCAUCAAGGAAGUCAUGGACUUCCGCGUCCAGGACCCGGCCGCGGGCUCGUCCGACAGCCGCCAGACGGCCGCGCUCCAGCAGGUGAACGCGCUCCUCCGCCGGCUGGACAUCGCGCACUCGCUCUACUCCUCGCUGCGCGCGUUCUACCAGGACUACCCUGCCGCGACGGACGUCGGCUUCCAGUCGCGGUGUGACACGCUCAACACCUGGUCGACCGUCCUGACUUCGCUCCGACAACUCCUCCGUACGCUCCGGAAAUGGACAGGGAACGAAACAAUGCACGUCACCGCGCCAUCUUCAGAACAUGCAACACCUACGUCCAAUAGCGACGGGACGACUGGGGAGAUGACGUACGUAGAACGGCUGCUGAAGGAGGAGGGCGUCCAGCGGCAAUUCGAGAAGGGCUCGAUGACGACCAUACACGCACUGGUCGGUACGACUCGCGACGCACACGUCAACCUCGCGCCAAUGUUCAAGGAGAUGAACCUUCCGUCAUUUGAGCAGGAGCUUGUCCCGCUGGUCUCCUUCCUCACAGAUCUCGCCCAGGCUGUCCUCCGGGUUCGGCUGUCUUACGCUCAGAAGCUCAAGAACCCAGACGUCCUCAUCAUCGACCAAAUGACCGACGACCUGAAGGUCAAGAUUGGCUUCGCAUGUACGCUAAAACGACAGUAUGAAGCUUUCUUGAUACCCGAUCCUGGAGGCAAUUGGAAGCUACCCCCUUGUAUCGACGUCAACUACGACUCUACCAUCCUUGAAGCGCUCACGUUCUUCUUCAAGCUCAUACAUUGGAAGCUUAAGAGCGGCAUCAAAGGAGCCUACUUCAAAGAGACAGACAUCAUCGAAGCUCAGUGGGCCACCUUCAGCGACGUCAGUCUCACCAUACCCGGAGGAGCCUCUCUUGUAGCCGAGCAACUUUGUGCGCUUACAAAUAAGCUCAUUGUCCGCGUAACAAAUUAUUUCGACACUUCCAUACGAGUGCCUGGAAUGUCCGAUGGUCCAAUCAGCGCGGUGCUAUCGGAACGCGUACGCAACUCAAUGCGGGUAAACGGGACUAACGCUGCAGGACAGCAGCCGCUUGCCAACGGCCUUCAACAUCCUGCAGGCGUGCCGAAGGAUCGACUUGUCGGCUGGUACUCAAAGGUCCUGGAGGGCGUCCGGCAGCGCUCUCGAAAACUGCAGCGUCUUGCACGGGUCCUCUCAAAUCGCUUCAGUGAUUCCGCUGAGUAUGACCUGGAAUACGUCAACAUCGACCUGUUCAUUGCAACACUGGUCGAAAGCGAUCACUUCCUCGUCUACACACAACAUUUUGAGGAGGACGGGACGUACAUUGUCGCACCCCCUGGUCUCCGCAAUCACCCUGAAAUCAUCCGCCGGCUCCUUGUGGAUGCAUUCCACGUCAACCAGAUAGACGAGACAACAUGGCUGAUGGAGAGCGGCGACCCGGAACCAGACCAGGAUGAAGAUGCUUGCUAUCUACUCAUUCUGUCGCCACGGACGCGUUUCCUCUGGAACGGGUUUGUGGUAGUGCUGCCGGUACCCAAGAUCGACUUGGCGCUAGAAGACAACCGUGUCCGGCUGGUGGCCGACGGAUCUCAACAUCGUCUCCGGGCUGCGAAACGCCAUUUCGCAGAACUCUUUGAGCCUCAAGAGGAUGAAGAGACCGGGGAGCUCAUAGAUCCAGUCAUGCCACCAUUGACAUGUUUGAUCGAAGCUCAGGCUCACCUACCGUCUGUCAACCGCGAGUUGCGUAAGAUCACCCGCGCCACGAAUCGUCUUGCCGAGUCUAUCGUCGAAUCUGUACAGAAUGUCCGGGAAACGUUGCAAGACACCAACAACUACCAGGAACUUCUGGAAAACUGGUACGUGUUCGCCUCCGACCACGGCUCGCACGCGCAGAAAUACAUGGACCGGCAAACGGCGCCCCGACAUAACCAAGCGCUCAUCAAACUCGCUAUCUCCUGGGUCUCCUUCAUCUGCGACGACUGCGACCCGAACGACCGGAAGAUCUUCCGCUGGGCCGUGCUCGCGCUCGAAUUCACGCUGUCACGCACACGGCGGAACAACAUCCUCCAGGUUCCGGACGACCAGUUUGAGCUCCUGCGGCAGAAGGUCGCGAGCUGCAUGACGUUACUCAUCUCCCACUUCGACAUCCUCGGCGCGCGCUCCGCGCUCGACGCCAAGCGCGAGAAGGAGCGACAGGAGGAGCUCAUCCGGCAGCAAUCCUCGAACCGGAUGUCGGAGGAGAUCGAGGAAGAUGCAGCGCUCCCAGUCUCUUCCGAAGACGUCGACCAGGUCUUCGCGUACGCCGACCCGGCGGUCCGCGCGUUCUGGGACCGCGCGACGGCGCUCGCCCGCGAGAUCGACGAGCAGCGCGUGCAGGCCGGCACGGAGCACCACCUCGUCGGCCGCGUGCUCGACGAACGCGUGCUGGUCGAUCGCUCCGUUGUUUUCCUCGCCGGGUCCGCGUCGAACGUGUCCAUCCGCUGGCAGCAGCGGCGCUUCAUCGGCGCAGGCUCCUUUGGCUCCGUGUACCUCGCGAUCAACCUCGACUCGAACACGCUCAUGGCCGUCAAGGAGGUCAAGUUCCAGGAGACAUCGGGCCUCACGAGCCUCUACUCGUAUAUCCGGGACGAGCUGCAAGUCAUGGAGAUGCUGCAUCACCCGAACGUCGUCGAAUACUACGGUAUCGAAGUCCACCGCGACAAGGUGUACAUCUUCGAGGAGUACUGUCAGGGCGGUAGUCUGGCGGCGCUCCUGGAACAUGGACGCAUCGAAGACGAGGGUAUCCUGCAGGUGUACACGUUGCAGAUGCUCGAGGGUCUGGCGUACCUGCACUCUCAGGAUGUCGUCCACCGCGACAUCAAGCCCGACAACAUUCUCCUUGAUCACAUGGGCGUUAUCAAGUACGUCGACUUUGGUGCGGCGAAGAUCAUCGCAAAGAAUCAACGCACCCUUCAGCGCACACGGCGGACGUCGGAUCCAGCACCCAGCGCAGCGAGCUCAGCCGCUGGCGCGGACCCCACGGCCACGCCGCUCCCCGGCGUCAACAACUCGCUGACGGGCACACCGAUGUACAUGUCGCCUGAGGUCAUCCGCAACAACCAGCGCGGACGCCAGGGUGCGAUGGACAUCUGGUCGCUCGGUUGUGUCGUGCUCGAAUGCGCGACGGGCCGCAAACCGUGGUCGAACUUGGACAAUGAAUGGGCAAUCAUGUUCCACAUCGGUGUUGCGACCCAGCACCCGCCCCUUCCCGAUCCCGGCCAGCUCUCCGACAUGGGCAUCGACUUCAUCCGCCAGUGCCUCACCAUCGACCCCGCGCACCGGCCGUCCGCGGUGGAGCUCAUGGACCACCCGUGGAUGCUCGACUUCCGCGAAAAGCUGCGCUCGUACGAGGAGGCGGAGUCCGGCGAGCCCGUGCCCCCCGUCACGUCCGCCGCCGCUGCCCCCGGGACCCCGAUAUUCGAGACCGUCGCGCGCCAGGCCGCGAUACUGCAGGAGCAGGAGACGGAGCUCAUCCGGGCCGCGAGCCCGAGCAUGUCCCCGCUCGCGACGCCGGAGGGCUCCGCCGAGGGCUCCUCCCCUGGGCUCGGAUACCCGCUGGACUCGUCUCCGUUCUCGUCGCCCUCGGACUCGAGCGGCGAGCUGCCCGCGCCCCCUCCGUCCGACUGA
Epithele typhae is the source of this 4371-nucleotide messenger RNA. Its product is annotated as kinase. Bases 1 to 4371 code for a protein of 1456 amino acids. Gene Ontology annotation, biological process: protein phosphorylation. The record is from RefSeq and is a predicted model, not a curated record. NCBI's taxonomy places the organism in Eukaryota, Fungi, Basidiomycota, Agaricomycetes, Polyporales, Epitheliaceae. The transcript is spliced from 5 exons. Gene Ontology annotation, molecular function: protein kinase activity; ATP binding.